AUGGCCUCUCUAGGAGCUAAGUUGCGUUUCAUGAUCACUGCGGGAGUGGGAUUCUUCGCAGACGGCUAUCUUAACUUGACAAUUGGACUAGUGGUCCCGAUUCUGGGAUAUCUCUAUUUCCCGGAUGGCAGCGUCUCUGCAGUCGAUAGCGAUGUCAUCAAAGGAGGCCUUAGUCUGGGUAUGGUGAUUGGCCAACUUCUUUUUGGCGUGCUCAGUGAUACCUGGGGCCGCCACAAAAUCUAUGGGAAGGAGUUGCUGUUGACUAUCUUCGGAACUCUACUGGUGAUUCUGCUGCCAUGGAAAGGCAUGACUCCACGAUCAGUAACCGCCUGGGUGACGAUGUUUCGCGUUGUGACCGGCGUGGGGAUCGGAGCUGACUACCCGCUUUCCUCUGCGCUGGCUGCAGAGAAAUCACCGUUUGGCUCUCGAGCUAUCCAGGUACUGGCCGUUUUCUCGAAUAUUGGCCUUGGAAAUAUCGCCGCCAGUAUCGUCUUCUUGGUCCUACUUAAAGCAUUUGAGGGCUCGGUUGCCGAUAAUAUAAAUCACCUCGAGUGGGUGUGGCGACUAUUGCUGGGCAUUGGCAUCAUUCCUGCUGUUUUCACGCUCUAUGCCCGGUUGACUAUCGCCGAGACAUUGCCAUACAAACAAUACGUAUGCGAUGAGAAUACAGGGCAAAAACGGGGCUUCAAACAACAAUGGAGAGAUUUCCGAGAAUACUUUAGUCACUGGAAGCACGCAAAAGUGCUCAUUGCAACUGCAGCCUCCUGGUUCCUAUUUGAUAUUGCAUAUUACGGAAUCAACCUCAACCAAAGUGUGAUCCUGACCAGAAUCGGAUAUGCCAAAGGAGCCACUCCGUGGCAGACCCUUUAUAACACCGCCAUUGGUAACAUAAUUGUCCAGGCUGCGGGCUAUCUUCCAGGAUUUUACGUUGGCAUUUUUCUCCCCGAUUUUAUGGGCCGAGUCCGCCAGCAGUUAUAUACAUGUGGUACUGUGUGCGUUCUCUACGCGAUCUGGGCUGGGAUCAGUUCUCCUGGCGCUCACACCUCCACUGGAGGAUUGAUGGCAAUUUUUGCGAUCUCCCAGUUCAUCCUCACAACCGGUCCCAAUACAACCACAUUUCUGAUCCCCGCAGAGGUGUUUCCAACACGGGUUAGGGGUACAGCCCAUGGUAUCUCUGCCGCUGCUGGUAAAUGCGGCGCUAUUCUGACAGCAUUUGCUUUUGGGACCGUUGAAGAUGCGAUCGGUCUUUCAGGUGUACUCGGCCUAUUCUCUGGUGUAAUGUUACUUACCACGCUGGUCACGUUCUUAAUCCCGGAGACGAGAAACCAUACACUUGAGGGAAUUGAAAGGGGUCAUUUGUAUGGCGAUCAUGAUGGUUUUAAGGGUGAUGAUUCCCCUGUGGGUGUUAUUACACAGGUGCAUGUCAACACGACCGGCCCUGGCUCUACCGAUAAAGUGAUCUAA
Messenger RNA from Penicillium longicatenatum, 1464 nucleotides. RefSeq lists its product as uncharacterized. Gene Ontology annotation, biological process: transmembrane transport; carboxylic acid transport. Bases 1 to 1464 code for a protein of 487 amino acids. Lineage: Eukaryota; Fungi; Ascomycota; Eurotiomycetes; Eurotiales; Aspergillaceae. The transcript has 6 exons. The record is from RefSeq and is a predicted model, not a curated record. Gene Ontology annotation, cellular component: plasma membrane. Gene Ontology annotation, molecular function: carboxylic acid transmembrane transporter activity.